UCUGUCAGUGGAACAUGGUGACAUUAUAAUCAUCAGUAUUCAUCAAAAUCAUUCAAACGACCCGAUUUUUUAUUAUUAUACUUUAUUUAUUUUAAUGCUGUAAAUGCGCAGUGUGUUUAUGUUACGGAUAUAUGUAGCUGUUUAGAGAACCAGACAGUGAAGCUAAAGCUAAGCUAACUGUUGAGAUGGAGUUUGUUGCUACUGCUAGUGAUGAAGAAAGAUGUUCUGAUGAAGAAAUGAAUGAUCAAAGCUGCAGUACUAAAGAACAUGCUAAAUCUCCGAAGAGAAGAAGAGAAAUGAAGCGACGUCAAAGCCAAGCAAACGGUGUAGGACAGGAGUGUUUAGGAAACGCCAAAUAUCACGCCAACACCUCCACCAUAGAUGCACCCAGCACCAGUGGGAUGAAUGAGAACUCCUCUACAGGGCUGGAGAGGUGCAGAAGAGCUCACUUCCUGCACGGACCGUAUCCCAGCACGCACUUCGGACCUAAAGCCUGCAUCCUGCCCAACCCCACCUCCAUCAUGCACAUCCAGGACCCAGUGAGCCAGAGGUUGGUGUGGAAUAAACCACCACAGAACAUUCUGGUCAUCAGGAAGAUUCGGGAUGAGACCCUGCUGGAACCUUUUAAGGAACUCUGUACCUUCCUUAUACAGAAUAAAGGACUGAGUGUGUUUGUGGAGAAGAAGGUGGUGGAGGACGCGGUGCUGAUACAGGAUCAGUCCUUCUCACACAUCAGAGAACAGCUCUGCACCUUCAGAGAGGGGUUUGAUGAUAUAUCAGAUUGUAUAGAUCUGAUAGUGUGUUUGGGUGGAGAUGGUACACUGCUCUACGCAUCAUCACUUUUCCAGAACAGUGUUCCACCGGUCAUGGCGUUCCAUCUGGGCUCUCUGGGGUUCCUCACACCCUUCAAGUUUGAGUCAUUUAGGACUGAGAUGGAUAAAGUGUUCGCAGGUAACGCUGCAGUGGUGCUGCGCAGUCGGCUGAAGGUGAAGGUGUUGAAGGGUCCAUUUGGGGGUGAAAGAGAGAACGGCACUGUUACCCCCUUUCUAAACAAUGCUGUAACCCUGCAGCUACAGGUAUUAAACGAGGUGGUGGUGGACAGAGGUCCCUCCUCGUACCUCUCUAACGUGGAUCUGUAUUUGGAUGGGCGUCUCAUCACCUCUGUUCAGGGUGACGGUGUGAUCGUGUCCACACCCACAGGAAGUACCGCGUAUGCCGCGGCGGCCGGAGCCUCCAUGAUUCACCCAAACGUUCCGGCCAUCAUGGUCACGCCCAUCUGCCCUCAUUCCCUGUCCUUCAGACCCAUCGUGGUGCCCGCCGGAGUCCAGCUCAUGAUCACUUUAUCUCCUGACGCGAGGAACACGGCCUGGGUCUCAUUCGACGGCAGGAAGAGACAAGAGAUCCAACAUGGAGACCGGAUUACAAUCACCACGUCCUGUUAUCCGGUUCCGUCUCUCUGUUGUCAUGAUCUGGUGUACGACUGGUUUGACAGUUUAGCUCAGUGUCUGCACUGGAACGUACGCAAGAAACAAACUCAACUGAGCGACGACCUCGACCCCGCCCUCGACUCCGCCCACACCUGACUUCUACAUACAUACAUACACACACACACAGCAGGACUGAGAGUUUAUUCUGAUCUGACUCAACAGAGAACAGUGGUUGAUCUUCUCGCUGGUAGAGAAUGAGGUUGGAGUUAGAGCAGUAAAUUCUCCAGCCCUCUAAUCAUCUUCUUCAUCCUGAGAUGGUUCAGGUCAGGUGAGAGUGUAAAUCAGCAGAGCAUCGUGUCAGCACUCAGUCUCAUCAUUACAAUAACAGAAACCAGUGUGUUUAGACCAGUCUGGUACCAGUAAAAGAGUCCGCGUGUGUACCGGACUGUUUCAUCUACCGGAAAUAUUUAACAUUAAAAAAUAAAACAUUUAAAAUCA
Messenger RNA from Trichomycterus rosablanca, 1925 nucleotides. It is a transcript of the gene nadkb, whose product is annotated as NAD kinase b. Gene Ontology annotation, molecular function: NAD+ kinase activity. The transcript is spliced from 12 exons. Gene Ontology annotation, biological process: NADP+ biosynthetic process; NAD+ metabolic process. NCBI's taxonomy places the organism in Eukaryota, Metazoa, Chordata, Actinopteri, Siluriformes, Trichomycteridae. Bases 186 to 1583 code for a protein of 465 amino acids. The record is from RefSeq and is a predicted model, not a curated record.